Molecule: messenger RNA, 2024 nt
Organism: Salvia miltiorrhiza (redroot sage)
Lineage: Eukaryota; Viridiplantae; Streptophyta; Magnoliopsida; Lamiales; Lamiaceae
Product: cytochrome P450 94B3
Exons: 1
Coding region: 146-1687 (513 amino acids)
Molecular function (GO): monooxygenase activity; oxidoreductase activity, acting on paired donors, with incorporation or reduction of molecular oxygen; iron ion binding
Source: RefSeq, a predicted model, not a curated record
GAAAUGUGACUUGAUUUUAUUGAUUAUCUUACAUAUGAGAGCAUCUUUCUUUUCAUCCCACCUUGACAAAACUCAACAACCACCCCAUCCCCUCCAAUUUAUAUGCUUACACUAACAAAAAAUAUAUGCAAAGUGCAAGAAAACGAUGGGCACAUUGAUCAUGUGCGUCCCUUUAUUACUCUCCCUUGUCUCCUUACUCCUACUUCCCAUCUCCAUAUUCAUUCAAUGGCCAUGGAGAUUCGCCCCACCCCAUCACCCGGGCCCCAUCUCCUAUCCCAUGAUCGGAUGCUUGAUUUCUUUCUACAAGAACCGCCGCCGCCUCCUUGAUUGGUACACCGACUUGCUAUCUGCAUCGCCGUCGCAGACCAUCGUCGUCUCCCGAUUGGGUGCGCGGCGGACCAUCGUCACGGCCAACCCACGGAACGUAGAGUACAUCCUAAAAACCAACUUCACCAACUUCCCCAAAGGAAAGGCGUUCACAGAUAUACUCGGAGACUUUCUCGGCCACGGGAUAUUCAACGUCGACGGCGAUAUGUGGUACAACCAGCGCAAGCUGGUCGUACAUCACUUCACCGCCACGUCGUUGCGGGCGUACGUGGAGAAAGUGCUGAUAAAUGAGGUGGAGAAGAAACUGCUGCCGGCGGUGGAAUCCGCCGCGGCCGAGGGCAGGCCGGUCGACUUGCAGGAGCUGUUGAGGCGGUUCGCGUUCGAUCUGGUGUGUAGAGUUUCAUUAGGGUACAACCCUUGCUGCUUGGAGUACGGCUGUUUGGACGCGCCGCACCCGAUUCUGGAAGCUUUCGAUACGGCGUCGGAUAUCUGCGCGAGGAGAGGCGCGGCGCCGCUGUCGGCGGCGUGGAAGAUUAAGAGGUUUUUGGAUUAUGGGUCGGAGAGGAGGUUGCGAGAAGCCAUUGGGAAAAUCCAUUUGUUCGUAGACGGAAUAGUUGGUGAGAAGAAAAGGGAAAUGAUGAGUUGUUGCAAGAAAGGUGAAGAGAGAUGGGAGGAGAUGGAUCUUGCUUCGAAGAUGGUGUGGGAUGGGAUAGAUGAGGAGGUUGUGAGGGAUACGAUGAUAAGCCUGAUCAUGGCCGGCCGCGACACGACGUCGGCCGCCAUGACCUGGCUUUUCUACCUGCUCUCGUGCCAUCCCCACGUGGAGAGUGAAGUGGCACGGGAGCUGCUGACGGUGCUCCAACGUGGCGACAACACGGGGAGAUUCGAGACGUUGAGGGAGCUGAGGUGGCUCAAGGCUUGCAUUUGUGAGUCCAUGAGGCUAUUCCCACCGGUUGCAUGGGACUCGAAGCAUGCGGUGGCCAAUGACGAGCUGCCAGAUGGCACCCGGGUCCGGGCCGGCGACCGGGUGACCUACUUCCCCUACGGUAUGGGGAGAAUGAAGAGUCUGUGGGGUGAGGACCGGUUCGAGUUUAAACCGGAGCGGUGGGUUUCGGAGGAGGAAAGAGGUAGGAUCAAAGCGUUGAAGAAUUACGGACCCUACAAGUUUUCGGUCUUCCAAGCCGGUCCAAGAGCUUGCCCCGGCAAGGAAAUGGCGUUCGUCCAAAUGAAAUAUGUAGUGGCUUCAAUCGUGGAGCGGUUCGUGAUCAGACCGGUCGUUCCAGACCGGCCGAUUUUCGUGCCCCUCCUUACUGCUCACAUGGCCACAGGAUUCAAGGUGUUAGUUCGUCCAAGACAAUGAAAUGACGUACGCCCGGCACCACACACGAUCAUAAUGUCCAAGAAAUUUUUGCUGAAAUCAGAAUUUCAGUUUGUGAUAUAUAUCAACACAAUAAGUGGACUGUUUUUCUUGAUCAUUUAAUUUUAGCUACCUCCAUUAGCGGCUCAAUAACGCAUAAUGAAUACCUUAAUUUAAAAGGGGUAAAGUGGUGGGUGCUAUGAUCCAGCCCUAUAUUACAUGAGUCUGAGUCAAAUUAGUGGUAGGAUUAUGUGUUGUCAUAAUAAUACAUGGACAAUAGUGGUUUAUAUGUAUGAUAUUGAAGUCCACGAUAUUUGUUAAGUCAUAGCGUAAACAUAUU